AUGGUCAAGGCCGUUGUUGCGGGUGCCUCUGGAGGCAUUGGACAGCCCCUAUCCCUUCUGCUGAAGCUGUGCCCUCUUGUCGACGAGCUCUCUCUCUACGAUGUCGUCAACACACCCGGUGUUGCCGCCGACCUUUCCCACAUCUCCUCAAACGCUAAAGUCGCAGGCUACCUACCACCCAAUGACGGAGGCAAGGCCGCCUUCAAGGACGCAGACCUCAUCGUCAUCCCUGCCGGUAUUCCCCGCAAGCCGGGCAUGACCCGCGACGAUCUCUUCAACAUCAACGCUGGCAUCGUGAAGGGUCUCAUCGAGAUUGCUGCCGAAGUCGCUCCCAAGGCGUACAUUCUCGUCAUCUCCAACCCCGUCAACUCCACCGUCCCCAUCUCUGCGGAGGUGCUGAAGGCCAAGGGUGUCUUCAACCCCCAGCGCCUCUUUGGCGUUACGACUCUGGACAUUGUCCGAGCUGAGACCUUCGUCGCCGAGAUCGCCGGCAAGGCCAACCCUCAGGAGCUUACCGUCCCCGUUAUUGGCGGUCACUCUGGCGAGACCAUUGUGCCCCUCUUCAGCCAGGUUAAGCCUAGCGUCACCAUCCCCGAUGACAAGUACGAUGCUCUUGUCAACCGCGUGCAAUUCGGUGGUGACGAGGUUGUAAAGGCCAAGGAUGGCGCUGGUUCUGCUACCUUGUCUAUGGCCUACGCUGGCUACCGGUUCGCCGAGAAGCUGCUCAAGGCUAUCAAGGGCGCAAAGGGCCUUGUCGAGCCCAGCUACGUCUACCUGCCUGGUGUCCCAGGCGGCAAGGAGAUUGCCGAGAAGACUGGCUGCGAGUUCUUCUCCGUCCCAAUUGAGCUUGGCCCCAACGGUGCCGAGAAGGCGAUCAACAUCCUCGGCGAUAUCACGGACAAGGAGAAGACCUUGCUGGACGCUGCCGUCAAGGGACUCAAGGGCAACAUCGAGAAGGGCAUUACCUUUGCCCACAACCCCCCUCAAAAGUGA
Molecule: messenger RNA, 993 nt
Organism: Phaeoacremonium minimum UCRPA7
Lineage: Eukaryota; Fungi; Ascomycota; Sordariomycetes; Togniniales; Togniniaceae
Product: putative malate dehydrogenase protein
Exons: 7
Coding region: 1-993 (330 amino acids)
Biological process (GO): malate metabolic process; tricarboxylic acid cycle
Cellular component (GO): cytoplasm
Molecular function (GO): L-malate dehydrogenase (NAD+) activity
Source: RefSeq, a predicted model, not a curated record